AUGGCCGACAUCUACUUGAUGAACGCUCAUCAAGAAGAACGUCCCCUUCAGCAGCAGGAGGAUGCACAGCCCCCCCACAUUAAAGAAGAAGAGGAGGAUCCCUGGGUUACUCAGGAGGAAGAGUUUCUUCCAGGGCAGGAGGAGACUGAUCUCAGCAAGUUUCCACUGACAGUUGUCUCUGUGAAGACUGAAGAGCAUGAAGACAAAGCACCUGAGUCCUCACAGCUUCAUCACAGUCCAAACAUUCAACAGCCCCUUCACAUUAAAGAGGAAGAGGAUGAUCCACAGCCCACCCACAUUAAAGAGGAAGAGGAUGAUCCACAGCCCACCUACAUUAAAGAGGAAGAGGAUGAUCCACAGCCCACCCACAUUAAAGAGGAAGAGGAGGAUCCACACAUGAAAGAGGAAGAGGAGGAUCCACACAUGAAAGAGGAAGAGGAGGGAGAGUGUGUUGUAGGGCAGGAGGAGGAUGAUGUCAGCAAGUUUCCACUGACUGUUGUCUCUGUGAAGACUGAAGAGCAUGAAGACAAAGCACCUGAGUCCUCACAGCUUCAUCACACCUGA
This is a messenger RNA of Nerophis lumbriciformis (worm pipefish), 564 nucleotides long. NCBI's taxonomy places the organism in Eukaryota, Metazoa, Chordata, Actinopteri, Syngnathiformes, Syngnathidae. The record is from RefSeq and is a predicted model, not a curated record.